GAAAGUUUCAGACAUAAACAACUCUUCCAAUCUCUCUCUAAGCAAUUAAGCAGACAAGACAGUGAUGAUAUGAGCCAAAGAGAAACGAGCCGUGAUAUUAUCACUCAUCGUUUCCUCUUAUGAAUCUCUCCGCCGACCAAGCUCCCAUCGCCGCCGCCGACGAACUAGCUCCGCCGUCUCAACCGCAUCGCUUAUCAACAUCAUGUGAUCUCCACCCAGAUGAGCGUUUCUCCGGGUUCUGUCCUUCCUGUCUCUGCGAUCGCCUCUCCGUCUUAGAUCACAACGCCGCUCCGCCGCCGUCGUCUUCUUCCCGGAAACCUCCCACUAUCUCCGCUGCUACGUUAAAAGCUCUCUUUAAGCCCUCCUCUAGUUGUAAUAACAACAACAACAAUAACAAUGCUUCUAGUGGAAACGGUCGGGUCAAACCCGGUUUCUUCCCGGAGCUCCGACGUACGAAGUCAUUUUCUGCAAAGAACAACGAAGGAUUCUCCGGUGGGUUUGAGCCGCAGCGUCGGUCUUGUGACGUCAGGCUUCGUGACGACCAUAGAAACCCUCCCUCCAAAGAAACUGCCACCAUCGUCGUCUCCGGCGGUAAAAUCGAGGACGAGCCGAGAAAGUCUAGCGUGAGUGAGAUAGUUUUAGAGGUGAAUGAAGAAGCUGAAAUUGAGGAGGAAGUAGAAAACGGUGGCCACUCUGAGAUCUUAGAAGAUACCGGCGAAAUGGUUGAAGAAAAAUGCGGCGAAAUUGUUGAGGAAGAAGAGGAAUUGAAGCCAAUGAAGGAUUACAUGGAUCUCUACUCACAAACAAAGAAACCGUCGGUGAAAGAUUUCGCCGGGAGUUUCUUUUCGGCGGCCUCUGUUUUCAGCAAGAAACUUCAGAAAUGGAGGCAGAAACAGAAGAUCAAGAAACCGAGAAGCGGUGUCGGCGGCGGCGGAGGACGGCCACAAUCUGAAAUCGGAGUAGGCCGGAGAUCCAGCGACACCGACCCGAGAUUCUCUCUUGACGCCGGGAGAUUCUCCGUCGAUAUUGGUCGGAUUUCUCUGGACGAUUCUCGUUACUCGUUGGACGAGCCAAGAGCGUCGUGGGAUGGACACUUAAUCAGCAGGACAACGGCGGUUAGGGUUCCUCCGCCGCCAUCGAUGUUAUCAGUCGUGAAAAACGCGCCAAUUCAUCGAUCAGACAUGCAGAUUCCAGUGCAAGAACCGUCGUCUCCGUCAAUUAAUCCGGUUAACAAUGAAUCCGAUCCGAUUAUCAUUAUCCCCGGCGGAUCUAAUCAAACUCGAGACUAUUACACUGGACCUCCGUCGUCACGGAGACGGAAGAGCCUCGACAGAUCCAAUUCAAUUAGGAAAAUUGCGACGGAGCUGGACGAUGUCAAAUCGGUAUCAAAUUCAAAGGUUUCUCCGGCGACAACAACAAUAGAUUCAAAUUUCAUGGAAACAGAGGAGAACAAAGGGAAUCAAAACGGAGAUAAAAAAUCGAGACGGUGGGGGAAAUGGAGCAUUUUAGGGUUUAUAUACAGGAAAGGUAAGGACGAUGAAGAAGAAGAAGAUAGGUAUAGCAGAUCCAACAGCGCCGGAAUGGUUGAGAGGUCUUUAUCGGAAUCGUGGCCGGAGCUGAGGAACGGAGAAGGAGGAGGACCGAAGAUGAGGAGAAGUAACAGCAAUGUGAGCUGGCGAAGCUCCGGCGGAGGAUCGACGAGGAAUAAGAGUUCGAGGUAUUCGUCUAAAGAUGGAGAGAACGGAAUGUUGAGGUUUUAUUUGACUCCGAUGAGGAGUAGUUGGAGGAGCGGCGGUGGUAGUGGUGGUGGCGGCGGAGGCGGUGGUGGUGGGUGGGAGAAGACGGCGGCUAAGGCAAAUAGUCACGGCCACUCUAUAGCAAGGAGAGUUAUGAGGCUGUAUUGACGAAAUUGUCCCUCUUCAUUUUAAUUAUUGGGAGCAAUGGGAGGUUCUUUGAAAGCUUGCAUCGGAAUCUUAGAGCGUUUGAUCACAGAUUCAUCACUAAUCUUCUCGUUGUAAUCAAAGAAAUCAAGAUCGGUUUCACUACGGAAUCUCAACACAAUGCUUUGUAUGCCUGUUCGAUACAAACCCUUGAACUCUGCAACCACAAUACAAUAAUGAUAGUCGA
Messenger RNA from Arabidopsis arenosa, 2127 nucleotides. The record is from the annotation of a GenBank genome assembly. NCBI's taxonomy places the organism in Eukaryota, Viridiplantae, Streptophyta, Magnoliopsida, Brassicales, Brassicaceae.